AUGGCCAGCUUCGCCGUCCACCCCAUCUCCCGCUUCCACGGCCAAAGCCAGCCGAUGCGCCGGCCCAAGGAAUUCACCUGCUUCUCGUACGACGAUGACCACAAGCUGCACCUGGACGACCGGUCUCUGCGCUGGUACUACCCACCGCAGUUUCCGCAGGCAGACCUGUCGCGCGGUUUCGAGACCUUUGACAAGCUCGACGACGAUGGCGUUGACGAGCAUCUCGACAGCCUGUUGGCGUCGGUGGUGGCACAUGAGCAGAAGACACAGACGAAGAUCGACGCGCACGUAUUGACGUGGCGCGGCAUGAUGACCAAGAUUUUGGCCGCUCCAUAUGACGACCGGGACGGUUUCGAGAUGAAUGCCACCCUCUACCAGUUUGUCAGCUUCAUUGAAGAAAAUCAUGCGUACAAGGUGAAAUCGCGUCGCGAGCAGGAGUCCCGCCAGAACCGGCCACCACCAAGGCAACACCCUGAUCGGCCGUGGUUCCCGCCGGACGUCAUGUCCUACUGGGGCUACAAAUUCGAGGCGCUGGCUACGUUGCCGCGGCCCUGGGGCGAGGUCUCCCGCGACGAGAUCGAGGCCCGCGACGACCAGAUUGUCAGCAACAAGGCCCAGUACUGCUCCGUCGUCCGCACGGGCAUUGGCAGCACCAUUCUGUGCCUGGGCGGCGAGGUCGACGCGGUCUGGGACGCCAAGCCGCACACGCAGGGGCAGCCCAUCCGCUGGGUCGAGCUCAAGACCAGCCAGGACAUCCAGAGCGACCGGGACCUCGAGGCGUUUGAGCGCAAGCUGCUCAAGUUUUGGAUCCAGUCGUUCUUGCUGGGCGUGCCCACGAUUGUUGUCGGGUUCCGGAGCCGACAGGGCCGGCUGGUGCGGCUCGAAGAGAUUUCGACCGAGGGCAUCCCGGGGACCGUCGUCCAGCGGGCACGCCAGCAACAGAGACCAGCGCCACCGUGGGACGGCGACACGUGCAUCAAUUUCGCGUCGGCGUUUCUGGAGUGGCUACGCCAGUCCGUGUUCGGGGUGGGCAAGGACGAGAGCGAGCCGAACAGCGGCAGCGACGGCGUGUGGCGAAUCCGGCGGCGACCGGGUUCACCCGAGAUCGAGGUGUUCCAGGUGGAAGAAACGGGCCAUGGGAACAUUUUACCAGACUCGUUUCUCAACUGGCGUAUCAAGCUAGCACUCGGUGCAGACACGACGAGCGGUGCCACGGAAGACCGGUCAGCGCCAGAUCCUGGGCCAAGCGGCGAGGAUCGAGGCAGUUGA
Molecule: messenger RNA, 1269 nt
Organism: Sporothrix brasiliensis 5110
Lineage: Eukaryota; Fungi; Ascomycota; Sordariomycetes; Ophiostomatales; Ophiostomataceae
Product: RAT1-interacting protein
Exons: 6
Coding region: 1-1269 (422 amino acids)
Biological process (GO): nuclear-transcribed mRNA catabolic process; NAD-cap decapping
Cellular component (GO): nucleus; cytosol
Molecular function (GO): mRNA 5'-diphosphatase activity
Source: RefSeq, a predicted model, not a curated record